AUGUCAUCCACCGAGGGCAGCACAGCGCUCAUCACUGGCAACCCCAGCCGCGGCACGUCUGAGUCGUUCAUCGACGAGCAACGGAGCGACCACGGUCUUCUGCAACCUCCGCAGCCAGAACCAUCUCCGAGUCAAGCAUCGUUCGCGCAAGCUCGGCAGAGACGCAAAAUUGCCGAACUGGAAGAGAAGAUAGAGACUCUUGAGUCGGGGCGAGCUGUGAAAGAAAGGCAAACAAACUACUACCUGGCCCAAGGAAGAGGCCUCAGGCGCAUCGUUGCUCUAUUCGAUGGCAUCGAGGAUCUCGUGUCAGAAAAUGACAGAAGAUAUGAUGCCGAUGCCGAUGAAGACGCGGAGGCUGCUACUGUUGACCAAGAUAGGCUGCAUGUAGGGUAUCACGUCCUAACGAGAACCUUUACGUGGUUUGUAAAGAGUGUCUCGGACAUGGAGCACGAUGACUACACGCGGAUGUUAAAAUUUCUCAGGCAAGGAGCUGAUGGCGCUCGAGGAGAUGAUACCUCGAAGCUCAAGACUCUUAUUUCAGACUGGGUUAAUCGCGAACUGAAACCAGACCCUCAAGUUGACUCCGAAGAUAAGCAUUGUCGUGGAUUCGUCAAUGAUGCCUGCGGUAUGUUACUGUGCCCGGCUGAGCUUGACUGGAACAACCCAGCCAUAAGGGCAGGUAUUCGAGAUCGAUCGGAGGGCCAUAUUGUUACGGAACUCUCCUUUCCGACCUUUUUAUAUGAAAAGUACAGUGCAAAUUCGGACGAUCUGGAAGACGGGCUUUUCAAGGGAAAAAUUCUUUUGCAGGGCUAUAAAGCUGUCUUCACCUCACCAUCUUCAGCAAAGGAUACCGAGGGUGACGGCGAUGGCGCAGAUAUCGUCGAGAACAACAGGCGAGCGAAGAAAGCACUUACGGGAGUCAAGGUUAAGAAACACGUGGCACAAAUCAUCAAGAUGGAUAGAGUUACUCCGCGAUCUAUUGCAUACAUUGCCUGUCAGGUGCGAUUCGCGCUUUCGUCCGUUACCUCGUGGCAGGUCGGUCGACGGCCUCCUGGCCGAGAAGCACAGCGCAGAGUCAACAGACUCCUGGAGUGGUGGACCAGGAAGGUUUUUGGUAGGAGUCGCCGCGAGGACCUCAGCGAUGCGACAAAGGCCAACAUGUCUGUGAACGCUCUCGCGAGGCAGAGGGCACACCGCGACGAUACUUCUUUUGAUUCAAACUAG
Messenger RNA from Suillus fuscotomentosus, 1224 nucleotides. RefSeq lists its product as uncharacterized. NCBI's taxonomy places the organism in Eukaryota, Fungi, Basidiomycota, Agaricomycetes, Boletales, Suillaceae. The record is from RefSeq and is a predicted model, not a curated record. The transcript is spliced from 9 exons. Bases 1 to 1224 code for a protein of 407 amino acids.